AUGAAACAAAGAAAUAAUUCAAGGUGUAAGAUUAAUGAUGGAGAUGAUGAUAGUAGUAGUGAGGAGGUCUCUAUAACAAACAAUAAUAAUGUAAAUCAUGUGACUAAAAGAAGAAAGAAUGGUGAUGCUCAUAAUAAUGGAACCACUAAAGAUACAACAACAAAGGAAACAUCAUACCAGUUUAAUAAUAAUAACAAAAGAGUAAUUAACAAUGAGGAAGAUGAUCAAGACGAUGAAAUUGAAGAAGAAGAUGAUAAUGAUGAAAGAGUAGUAUACAAAGAGAAAGAAUUAAAAAUUAAACUUAAAAAGGAUUUAUUAUUGAUUUGUAAAAGAUAA
Cavenderia fasciculata is the source of this 336-nucleotide messenger RNA. RefSeq lists its product as uncharacterized. The transcript has 2 exons. Bases 1 to 336 code for a protein of 111 amino acids. The record is from RefSeq and is a predicted model, not a curated record. NCBI's taxonomy places the organism in Eukaryota, Evosea, Eumycetozoa, Acytosteliales, Cavenderiaceae.